AUGAAGCUCUUUUUUUCCUUCCUUUCUGCGUUAGCACUUGUUGAAGGUGCUGAUCAGAUUCCAAGGACCUUUUCAACGUGCCCAUUGGUGGGUGGACGUGGUGGAAAGGAGUUUAACAAUGCCAAUAAGUUAGAACAUGGGCAAAAACUAACGACACUCACAAUAUGUUUUGGUCAUCGCGUGGAUGGCCUCGGCGUCAGUUUCGUGCCACCGAGUGGCAUGGGCCAAGAUCUGUUUUACGGCAGUAAGAACAAUUGUCAUUCUCAUCAGUUGGCUUCUGAUGAAUACAUUACACACUGGGAAGCGCAAACUGUAAAAGCCGACGAUAAAACAAAAGUGAGCUACAUCAGAUUCAUGAGCAACAAGGGAACUUAUUACGAAGGAGGUCGUGAGACAUCGAAUGAGAGCAACAAAGCGGAUUGCAAUGCUCCCGAAGGAUAUCAACUUGGCUCUCUCUAUGGGCGCGCAGGACAGGAGAUCGAUGCGGUUGGUCCAAUUUGGGUAAAGUUGAAUCCUGAGCCAUAA
This is a messenger RNA of Plasmopara halstedii, 525 nucleotides long. Its product is annotated as Mannose-binding lectin. Lineage: Eukaryota; Oomycota; Peronosporomycetes; Peronosporales; Peronosporaceae. The transcript has a single exon. The coding region runs from base 1 to 525 and encodes 174 amino acids. The record is from RefSeq and is a predicted model, not a curated record.